This is a messenger RNA of Theobroma cacao (cacao), 957 nucleotides long. RefSeq names its product ribosomal protein L6 family protein. The record is from RefSeq and is a predicted model, not a curated record. Gene Ontology annotation, cellular component: ribosome. Gene Ontology annotation, molecular function: structural constituent of ribosome; rRNA binding. Gene Ontology annotation, biological process: translation. NCBI's taxonomy places the organism in Eukaryota, Viridiplantae, Streptophyta, Magnoliopsida, Malvales, Malvaceae.
GCGUCCAUUGCUUGGAUGACUUCUUCAGUGAAAUUCUGGUCCCAAUCAGUACCGUUGGUCUCCUCACACUCCAUUUCCAGCUUCGAAAUGGAAAUGAGGUUGGAGGGAACUGCGAACUCGGACGGGUUGAACCAGUUUGGGCUUUGAAUGGGCCAAUAUGCUCGAAAUCUAUUUCAAGUUACAACCUUAACCUUAGCCCAGGUGAUAUAAGGUUGUCGUCUUUUUCUUAAGAACAAAAUCUUCCCUUGGAAAGUCGAAAGUUACCCGAUCUUAACCCUUUGUCCUCGUCGAAAUCCAGCAUUUCCUUUCUCCUUUUCUGAUUCGAGGCGAGGAAAACGACGAUAGCCUCCCCGUAACCAGGUUGUUGUUUCAAUCAUCAUGGAGGCUAAAUUCUUCCGCUUUCUUAAAAUUGUGGGAGUUGGAUACAAAGCCAGAGCUGAAGCUGAGGGACGGCUCUUAUUUCUCAAAUUGGGAUACAGCCAUGAGGUUGAGCUAACUGUUCCUCCUGCUGUUCGUGUAUUCUGCUUCAAAAACAAUGUAGUUUGCUGCACUGGACUUGACAAGCAAAGGGUGCACCAAUUUGCUGCUACUGUUAGAAGUUGCAAGCCUCCAGAAGUUUACAAAGGCAAGGGUAUAAUGUACAUUGAUGAAGUUAUCAAGAAGAAACAAGGGAAAAAAUCAAAAUAAUGGCGGAGGUGCAUGGUACUUAUUUUGCAAAAAUUUGUUGGCAAGCUUAUGCGGUUGGAAUUGCAAUGUCUUGUUUUAUAUAACUGAGAUGAAUCUCUAAACAAAAUUUUCAGUAGAGAUUUUUCUUUCUCUUUUGUUUUUUUCCCGAACAAUUAGGCAAUUUGGGAUUCUUAACAGCUGUUCAAUUUCAAUAGAACACUUUAUUCUGAUGUGUUGGAUCAAUAACUUCAGAAUCACAAUUGGAUGCGGUGAUGUUAAAGCUGGUGUUAA